AUGGGUAACAACAGAUCAAUAACAUCUGUUCAAAGCAAUACACAAGCUAAUGCUAAACACAUAUCAGACUUUUCCAAAGAUGUAGUUGCAAAUCGACGUAUUAACAUGCAAAGAAUACAAAAUGUCCUCGUUAUUUGGUUGGACAAAAAUAUUAAUGAUAAUAAUGCUGAUUGUAGUAAUACAAUCAAACAAUUGAAAUGUGCAGUUAACAACGUAAACACAUUUACAGAUGGUGAACAAUGUAUUGAAUUUAUUCGAACAAUUACCAACAACAAAAUAUGUAUGAUUGUUUCUGGUUCACUUGGACAGCAUAUUGUGCCUCAUGUGCAUACUAUGUUUCAAGUAGAUACCAUAUUUAUUUUUUGCAACAACCAAGAAUGGCAUAAACAAUGGGCCAAAGAAUGGCCUAAAAUAAAAGGAGUCUUCACAGAUGUAACAUCAAUCUGUGAAGCUCUCAAACAAACUGCACAUCAAUGUGAGCAAAAUGCCAUCUCAGUCAGCUUUGCGGCAUCUAACAAGAAAUUAGAUCAAUUAAAUCCAUCCUUUAUGUAUACUCAGAUCUUGAAAGAGAUCUUAUUAAGCAUCACCUUCGAAGACAAACAUAUUAAAGAAUUUAUCACUUAUUGUCGUGAUGUAUAUGAUGAUGAUGAACAUGAACUAAAAAAUGUGGAUGAAUUCAACACAACAUACAAAAACAAGAUACCCAUAUGGUGGUAUACAUGGGAUACAUUUUUGUAUCGUAUGCUUAAUUGUGCAUUAAGAUCAAUGAAUGCUGAUAUAAUUGUUCGCAUGGGUUUCUUUAUUAAUGACCUGCAUCGUGAUAUUCAACGACUCCAUUCGGAACAAUCUGAUAGUCCUGAAUCUGGUAAAACAUUUACAGUUUAUCGUGGACAAGGUCUUUCAAAAGAAGAUUUCACAGAAAUGACAAAUAGUAAAGGUGGACUUCUUUCAUUCAAUAGUUUUUUAUCAACCAGUAAAAAUCAUGAUGUUUCUUUUUAUUUUGCCCAACAAGCUACUACAAAUCCUGAUCUCGUUGGAAUUUUAUUUAUUAUAUCAAUUAAUCCAACGGAUUCAACAGCUCCAUUUGCUUCUAUUACAGAUGUUAGUCAUUUUAAUGAGGAAGAUGAAGUUCUCUUCUCUAUGCAUACUAUUUUUCGUAUUGGAGAUAUUCAACCAAUAGAUGGAAAUAAUCACCUCUAUAAAGUGAAUUUAACAUCGACCAGUGACAAUGACCAAGAUCUUCGUACUCUUACUGAUUGUAUUCGAAAAGAGACUUCUCCAUAUAACGAAGGAUGGGAGAGAUUAGGAUUAAUGUUAAGGAAAAUGGGUCAAUCUACCAAGGCUCAAGAAGUUUAUGAAAUUUUAGUUCAUCAAACAACAAAUGAAAGUAACAAGGGAUCUAUUUAUCACCAACUAGGUUCCAUCAAAGAUGAUCAAGGAGAAUAUCAAGAAGCACUUACAUAUUAUGAAAAAUCACUUGCUAUCUUACAAAAAACACUCCAUUCCAAUCAUCCUGAUUUGGCUCGUUCCCAUAACAACAUUGGUGUUAUGUAUAGAAAUAUGAAUGAUUAUCCAAAAGCACUUUUAUCUCAUGAGAAAGCCCUUUCAAUUGGCCAACAAUCACUUCGAUCUGAUCAUCCUGAUUUGGCUUAUUCCUAUAACAACAUCGGUACUGUGUAUAGAAACAUGGGUGAUUACUCAAAAGCACUUCCUAAUUAUGAAAAAGCCCUUGCAAUCAAACAACAAUCACUUCCUUCCACUCAUUCUAGUCUGGGUGCUUCCUAUUACAACAUCGGUUUGGUGCAUUACUACAUGCAUGAUUAUCCAAAAGCACUUACUUAUUAUGAGAAAGCCCUUGCAAUCGAACAACAAUCACUUCCUUCCAAUCAUCCUGAUUUGGCUACUUCCUAUUACAACAUCGGUAAUGUGUAUGACGACAUGGGUGAUUAUGCAAAGGCACUUUCUUAUCGUGAAAAAGUCCUUGCGAUUCGACAACUAUCACUUCCUUCCGAUCAUCCUGAUUUGGGUGCUUCCUAUUACAACAUCGGCAAUGUGUAUCAGAAUAUGCGCAACUAUUCAAAAGCGCAUUCAUUUUAUGAACAUGCUGUACAAAUUGGACAGCAAUCAUUACCAACAAAUCAUCCUAAUCUUAAAAUGUAUAGAAAAAAUCUCGAACGCAUGAAAAAGAAAUUAUAA
Molecule: messenger RNA, 2196 nt
Organism: Adineta steineri
Lineage: Eukaryota; Metazoa; Rotifera; Eurotatoria; Adinetida; Adinetidae
Source: the annotation of a GenBank genome assembly